Botrytis byssoidea is the source of this 2344-nucleotide messenger RNA. RefSeq lists its product as uncharacterized. The record is from RefSeq and is a predicted model, not a curated record. NCBI's taxonomy places the organism in Eukaryota, Fungi, Ascomycota, Leotiomycetes, Helotiales, Sclerotiniaceae. The coding region runs from base 809 to 2344 and encodes 511 amino acids. The transcript is spliced from 4 exons.
CUACAUAUCUACACAUCUACACAUCUACACAUCUACACACAUACCUCCUUCAAUACCUCCUACCAUCCAAGAUACCUACUAGGGACUUUACCUUGCCAGCCUACCCAAUGGAAAAUUGGAGAAUUUUAUCUUUUCAACUCGAACCUUUCUUCUCUCGAAUGAAAAAGUUACCCUUUACCAUUUGACGACCAUCGAUAUAGGCAACUGGUUUACUUGCCUACCUACCUACCGACUCACCUAAUAGAAGUCAAUGGUUUCAAUCAGAGAUACUUCAUAUCUUAUUAUAUCAAUCAUCAAUCUUCACUUCACUCACAUGACAUUUCUCUCUCAUCAACUUUGAGAUACCUAGUAUCAUAUUAUAUCAUAUUAUACACUCAAAAUAUUCACCCGUGUGAAACUCGAAAUCGAACUCCCUACCGACUUACCGACAACCUACCUACCUAUCUAUCUCCUCCUCCUCACAUCAAAUCAAAUCCACACAAAUUCACAAAUUCACGAAUUCACGAAUUCAACAAAUUCUCAUUCCUCGGAUCAUUUCCGAACCAAUAAGAUUUUUUUUUCUAUCAUUUUAAUCAACUCCCCCCCCCUCCCCCUUGAUUCACUUGUCACCGAUCUCCCGUCCCUUCCUAUAACCGGCCAAUACUUAAUAUUUACCAAAUUUUAAUUCCUUACUUCAGUUUUCAGCUUUCUUAGCUGUUAAAGCGUCUUUCUUCUUCACGGUGACGCAGCAACUUCUAGGUAGGCUAGCUGCCUGCCUUAGAAGAGCUGCAGUCACUUUACAACUUGAGGUUCUGGCGACGUGAAGAAGAUGGCAUUGAUAUUGCCCAAGGGCAUUGUGGUCAAUUCUCCUCAGAUUGGAAGCACCAUUGAGAGAAUCAAGAAUGAUCCUUUGGAUCUUGCAGACAUUGCCAGAUUUUGGAAAGUCUAUACCACAACAAAACGAAGACUUCUCGACCCUACAGCUGAGCGGUUAGAGAAUUAUUGGUGGCGAAUAUGGGGAAGUCGGAGUCGAGAGCUGGAUGCUUCAACUGUUGCUCGCCUUUUCGUCCAUAUCUCCGAGGGUGACACUUUUGUGCCACUCAGAGGACCACCCAAUCGCUAUGAAAAUGAGAAGCCAAUGAAUAGUGUAGCCUGUAUUGGAAAGACUGCCUCGACAACUUCCGUUGCUCGUGUUCGCAACGAUAGCCGAUCAAGUACAACGCUGAUAUCAAUCCCUCGGGCACCUGCUCCUAUGCCACCUCCAAUAUUAAAAAAGACUCGAGGUCCUUCUGCAAACGGUCCUCGACCGACUGCACGAUUCAUAUCCCCGCCAGUUUCAGAAGACGAGUCUGGUAGCACAACAAACACGAACAAGAACGUUGUACAAUCACCUUCGCCAAUUCUUGAGCAUACCGCUACUAUUGAGGAGAAGAUCGAGAAGGAGAAGAUUGAUAGAAAGUUAAUGCCUGCACCGGCAAGUAAGAAAUUUGUUGCUUCAGCUUCCAAGAAGAAGAGACCAAUUGUUGUCAGGCGACAAAGUUCGCAAACUUCACAGUCUUCGAACGAUAGCUCGGCGAGAGUUCCAGGCGGACAAGGACAACAGAAUAGAACUUUGGGGAGGCUGCCGACGUUAUCUGUACUGCCAGUCAGAAAUCAGAACGCGCAAGAGAACGUUACACCGCGGACUACAACCUCGCCUACCAAGCGGAAUCCCUCCAGAUCGGCCGCUCCAACUGUGGGUGGUUCGCGCAAACUUGCAAGCACUCGCGAGGAGAGUAUUGAGAUUGAGCCGACCCAGCCUGAGCCUUCCAACAACCUUCAGACACUAGCAGGCAAUCAGGUUUCAGUACCUCAAGUCAGUGAGGCUGACUUCAAGGUGCAAAGAAUGCUUCACGACAAUGUUAAAACAGCCAGCAUGUUACCACCUGAAACUUCAAGUCCAGAUUCUCCGGCGUCGACCACGUCUAAGGGUUCGAGCAAUGGCAAACCCCCUGGUUAUAGGAAAGCAAGUGGGAAAAAUCUCUUACAACACCAGUCUAAAGGCAUGGUCAGCUCGGCGCCAACAUUGACUGAUGCAACAGGUCACCUCGAUCUAGGAAAUGGUAACCAAAUCGCAGCAGUACCCGCGUCACCAGAGAGACCAAACAAAGGCAAGGCUCGAGCUCUUAUGAAAGAUCUCUUUACAAAGAAAUCAUUUUCACAAGCAGCUCCUCCUAGUCCUAUAUCAGGAAGCUUAGCAUCAAGUCCAUCGGGACCUUUGAGUAAAAGCAAGUCGCAACUUUCGCUCCUGCUCGAACGAGAUCAAGCGAGGAGUUUAGAACCUAGGACAUUACCGAAACAUGAGCGGAAACAGUCCAUGAAGUAA